Molecule: messenger RNA, 3508 nt
Organism: Juglans microcarpa x Juglans regia
Lineage: Eukaryota; Viridiplantae; Streptophyta; Magnoliopsida; Fagales; Juglandaceae
Product: receptor-like protein kinase FERONIA
Biological process (GO): protein phosphorylation
Molecular function (GO): ATP binding; protein kinase activity
Source: RefSeq, a predicted model, not a curated record
CAAUAGUAGUUUAAGAGUAGUAAAUUAAUCGGUAGUUUAUCAUUUCUCAACAAAAAAAACGUCUUCUGCCUUUAUUUAUUUCAGCUCCCCGCCUCUUCAAUUGCACUUAUUUCGCCAUUGCUACUGAUUUUCAAAGCUCUCACAUCCUAUUUCCCUGUAGAGCCUGGCUCUUGAGCUACUACUCCAAAAAGAUAACGUUUUUCAUCUCCCAGUCUGUUCUUGGGCCUGAAAUAUGUUCGUUUCUAUCUUUUGCUGCUCUCGGUCCUGUGCUGUCUGCUAUCUCAGGUUUUCCUCCAAUCUAUGCUAGAGGUUUUCAUCUUCUUAAUCUCUCAUCUUUUCUAUCUAGUUGGAUGUUCGGAUCUGUAAUUUUAGUAUGUUUUGUUGCAAAGUCUUGUUUUCGUAUGCGUCGAUCUUUUUAGUUGUUCCGAUCUGAUAAAUCCUUUUCUUUUCGGGCUGUGCGGUUUCUUGGCUUUGACUGAUUCUUUCCUUAGUCAAUAUCCUUUUUCGGGGGUAUUCGGAUCUGUAAUUGUUGUAUGUUUUGUUGCAAAAUCUUGUUUCCUUUUGUGUCGUUCCGAUCUGACUUGAGUGUUAAGCAACCCAGAUCUUUUUCUUUUUGCGGUUUCUUUGGACUUCUAAAACUGUAGCCAAACUGUGAAAACUUCUAGGUUUAUGAUGAAGAACACCAAUAAAUUUGCUGUUGUGUCUGCUAUACCCAUUAUCCUUCUUUAUUUGGCCUUCACAUCGAUCCAUGUUAUUCUGGCCCAAAACUUUGUUCCGUCCGAGAAAUUCCUCCUAGAUUGUGGAGCAACCUCGGAAACCACUGAUACCGAUGGCCGGAAGUGGACCUCAGAUGUUAAGUCCAAGUAUCUAAUGGCGGGUGGCAACUCCACCAUCUCCGAAGCUGCUACUCAGGACCCUUCGGUCCCUCAAGUCCCUUACAUGACUGCUAGGGUCUUCUACUCUAAUUUUACAUAUAGAAUUCCUGUUAUCUCCGGUCGUAAAUUUGUACGGCUUUACUUCUACCCUGCUUCUUAUGCGAACUUAACUGCCUCCAAUUCCAUCUUCUCGGUGACGGCAGGGUCGUAUACUCUGCUCAACAACUUCAGUGCUGCACAGACCACGGAAGCUUUGAAUUUUGCAUUUAUUGUGAAGGAGUAUUCGAUAAAUGUUGAUGGUGACAAAUUGGAUAUAACUUUCGUCCCGUCUCCCAAAGCUCCGAAGGCAUUUGCAUUCGUGAAUGGGAUUGAGAUUGUAUCCAUGCCUGACAUUUAUGGUUCCACUGAUGGAAGUCUCAUGAUUGUGGGCCAGUCUUCUCCUUUCGAGAUCGACAAUAGCACUGCUCUUGAGAAUGUUUAUCGCUUGAAUGUGGGUGGAAAUGAUAUCUCGCCAUCCAAGGAUACAGGUCUUUAUAGAUCUUGGUAUGACGACUCGCCAUACCUCUAUGGGGCUGCGCUCGUUACAUUGGCUGCUGAUCCAAACACAGACAUCGUGUAUCCGAUAGAUAUGCCUACUUAUGUUGCUCCAGUGAAUGUUUAUAGCACUGCAAGAUCAAUGGGGCCAAAUCCUCAGAUCAAUCUCAAUUACAAUUUGACUUGGAUUUUCUCAGUCGACUCAGGAUUCGCUUACCUAGUUCGGCUUCAUUUCUGCGAGAUUGCACCAAAUAUAACCAAGAUCAAUCAAAGAGUGUUUGAUAUCUUCCUUUACAAUCAAACUGCUAUGAAUGGGGCGGAUGUUGUUGCAUGGGCAGGUCAGCAAGAUGAUGUUCCAGUGUACAAGGAUUAUGUGGUUCUUGUUCCAAGUGGAAGCCCACAGCAGGAUUUGUGGCUUGAUCUACAUCCAGAUGCGUCUGACAAGCCCAACUAUUAUGAUGCAAUCCUGAAUGGAAUAGAAAUAUUCAAAGUUAAUGAUUCAAGGGGUAAUCUCGCAGGGCCUAAUCCUACUCCUCUUCCUAGACAGGAUGUGAUUGACCCACCAAAGGCUAGACCAUCAUCUGGUAAUGGUAAAACAAAGAAUCAGAAAGUGAUUAUCAUUGGGGUUGUUAGUGGUGGAAUCGCCUUAGCCCUUGUUGUUGGCUUCUUUCUUAUUGCUGCUUACCGCCGUAGGCAUGGGAAGGAGUCAAGUGCAAUUGAAGGUCCUUCAGGGUGGCUUCCACUUUCUCUAUAUGGUAAUUCACAUUCUGCUGGUUCGGCCAAGACAAACACUACAGGAAGUUACGCGUCCUCACAUCCUUCAAACCUUUGCCGCCACUUCUCAUUUGCUGAGAUCAAGGCAGCCACCAAGAACUUUGACGAGGCUCUACUCCUUGGGGUUGGAGGUUUUGGUAAAGUUUACAAGGGAGAAGUUGAUGGUGGAACAACCAAAGUGGCAAUCAAGCGUGGAAACCCACUAUCGGAGCAAGGAGUACAUGAGUUCCAAACUGAAAUUGAAAUGCUUUCAAAACUUCGUCAUCGCCACCUUGUCUCGUUGAUUGGCUAUUGUGAAGAAAACUGUGAAAUGAUUCUUGUUUAUGACUACAUGGCUCACGGAACGCUGCGUGAGCAUCUUUACAAGAGCCAAAAACCUCCACUGCCCUGGAAGCAAAGGCUUGAGAUCUGCAUUGGAGCUGCUCGCGGCUUACACUAUCUCCACACUGGCGCCAAGCACACUAUUAUCCACCGAGAUGUUAAGACAACGAACAUCCUUUUGGAUGAGAAGUGGGUUGCAAAGGUUUCUGAUUUUGGGUUAUCUAAAACAGGUCCCACAUUGGAUAACACGCAUGUCAGCACUGUUGUUAAAGGUAGUUUUGGGUAUUUGGAUCCUGAGUACUUCAGGAGGCAGCAACUGACCGAAAAAUCUGAUGUUUACUCAUUUGGAGUUGUUCUUUUUGAGAUCUUGUGUGCUCGCCCAGCUUUGAACCCAACACUUCCAAAGGAGCAAGUGAGCUUGGCAGAGUGGGCAGCUCAUUGCCACAAGAAAGGCAUUCUUGAUCAGAUAAUGGAUCCUUAUCUAAAGGGGAAGAUUUCUUCCGAAUGCUUCAAGAAGUUUGCCGAGACUGCAAUGAAGUGUGUGUCUGAUCAGGGCAUUGAAAGGCCAUCGAUGGGUGAUGUGUUGUGGAACCUAGAGUUUGGUUUGCAGCUACAGGAGAGUGCGGAGGAGAGUGGCCAAGGCAUUGGUGGAAUGGAUAUCGAGGAGGAGCCAUUCGUACCUUGUAAAGGGAAGAAAGAUCCUGAUGCAUCCCGAGGUUUUGAUGGUAAUGCCACCGACUCGAGGAGCAGUGGAAUGAGUAUGAGCAUUGGCGGUCGAAGUGUAGCCAGUGAAGACUCGGAUGGGUUGACACCAAGUGCUGUGUUCUCGCAGAUCAUGAACCCAAAAGGACGUUGAAAUCACAAAUGAUUGAUUACAUUGCAAACUAUGAGCCAACCGGUAUGUUUUCUUCUGUCAAUUGUAGCGUGCAGGUCAUAUUUGUUUCUUCUUUUGAUCUUAAUACGUUUACAUGCAGUUGAUUUUUUUUUUUUUUUUUUUUUUUUGG